Maniola jurtina (meadow brown) is the source of this 2614-nucleotide messenger RNA. RefSeq names its product monocarboxylate transporter 9-like. The record is from RefSeq and is a predicted model, not a curated record. Gene Ontology annotation, molecular function: monocarboxylic acid transmembrane transporter activity. Lineage: Eukaryota; Metazoa; Arthropoda; Insecta; Lepidoptera; Nymphalidae. Gene Ontology annotation, biological process: monocarboxylic acid transport; transmembrane transport. The coding region runs from base 463 to 2082 and encodes 539 amino acids. The transcript is spliced from 6 exons.
AUUUGAUCGGAUAUCCAAAUAAUCAAAAUAUAACAUUAUGUAAGAAAUGAUGCCUGAUUGCUUAUAAGUAAUUGUCAUUGAAGACUACCGUAUUAUUAUUAGAUAGUUAGACACUAAAUAAAUAUCUUUGGGCCAACUAGUUAGGUACAUUUGAUAAAACCGACAUUAAUGUAUUACGAUAAGAAGUAUCACUGCAUGCUUUUGUGCCAUUCGUUAGCUAAUAUCACUAACAUGCGGGCUGGAUGUAUGUUGGAAUACCAUUAUUAAAUGUUGAAGCUCCUUUCUAUGUCAAUAACCCAAUAAGUAUCUACGAACUUAAUGUGAACAGGUAUAGAAACAAGUGAUAAUAAAGAAACUGUAUUUUAAGCUGAAUGAAUUAAUGAAAGUGAAUAAGUCCUGGACAUUUAGUGCUUUACAAGACAUGCGACAGUUUCACAUCCGGAUACAUUUGCUAUUACUAGGAUGUCUGGUGCAAUGAAUAAAGUGCCACCUGAUGGAGGGUAUGGAUGGGUCAUCACUUUCGCCUAUGCUUUGAAUAAUGUCGUAGUACUUCCUCUUAUUGCUGGUUUUGGAUUGGUUUUCCAAGAAGCCUUUGACGAAACAGGCCUUACCGCAACGCAGGGGACUCUAGUAAUUAUUUUGAACCAUGGGCUCGGUAUGCUUCUAUCGCUCUUCGGCGGUCCUGUGCUACGCCGGUAUAGCUACCGAAAAGUGGCAGUUGCCGGCGCUUUAUUAAUCACAUCCGGCCUCAUUUUAACAGCCUUCUCAUCUACGUUCUGGUUAUUUAUAAUUUCCUACAGUAUUAUUAAUUCAAUGGGAGUAGCAGCAGUUAUGGCAGCAUUUUCUUUAGCAAUAAAUUCAUUCUUUAGACAGAAAAGAGGACGAGCGAUAGGUAUUGGUAUGUCACUCACUGGUCUAGGAGCCAUUUACACACCUCUAUUAAUGAGUGCACUUAUUUAUGCAUUCGGUUGGAGAUACGCCGUCUUAAUAUUGGCUGGUAUCUGCCUUCAUUCCCUCUUGGCAGCUUGUUUACUUAGACCGGCUAAAUGGUACUUAAAAGAUCCAGUAGAGACUGAUGAAGAAGUUCCAUUAAAAGAACCUGGUAUCGAACUCGUAAAUGGUAGUGUUACAACAUCUUCGAAGCAUACGGAUGUUCAGUCGCAUCCAAAACUAGAAGAAUUGACAGAAAAUGGACUAUCAGCACCAAAAAGUGUUUCCAUGCGAUCUCUUAUAAUCGCAAACGGACUUCAGACCAGAAAUGCGAUAUCGCAUCCUGAUAUUCGAAAGAACACACCUGAACCUCCUCUGGCUGAAUCUAAAUACAAGUGGUGGGAAUCUCAAGAAAUAAAUUUGGGUAGUUCCAUCAACAUAUUUCACGAGAAAGAGCUAACUAUUAGAAAAGAGACGGACGAAGAUAAACUUGAUUCAGAAAGCAAAUCGAAAAGUAUAUUCGAAAGAUUUGUUGAUUUUUUUGAUCUAACGUUGCUGAGCGACCCAAUAUUUGUAAAUAUUUUGUUCGGAUUAUCAAUGGCAUCCUGUGUUGAGAUAAACUUCUCUCUUUUACUGCCAAUCAUACUGAAGGACAUGUUACAAUUCGAGACUUCAGAUAUUGCGAAGAUCAUGGCUGUGAUUGGAUUUUCUGAUACUCUUUUUAGAUUUUUAUCGCCGUUCAUUGGGGAAUGGUUUCAAAAACCACCUCGAGUCAUGUACCUGGUCAGUUUGAUCAUCAUCAUCUUUACCAGAACGAUGAUGCUGUUUACAACCACAUUCACUGGUAUGCUGUUUGUGGCACUGGCUAUAGGCAUUACUAAAGGCGUGAGGACGGUGUACAUGAAUAUCAUUAUUCCUAGUUACGUGCCUUUGGAACGGUUGCCCUUCGCCUCUGGUAUCCAGAUGUUCUUCAAUGGAAUCAUAAUCAUCACUAUUGGAUCUCUUUUAGGUCGAAUACGAGACUAUUCUGGGUCCUACAGAAUUCCUAUAACAGUUCUCAACGUUGUCACAAUGCUAACUGUUAUUUUCUGGAGUGCGGAGUUCCUGUACUUUAAAAUAAAGAAUAAAAAUAAGAAACAGAUAUCGGAAUAAACGAUUUAUUAUUGUGUAGGUAUAACUGAGCUUCUAUAUGUACAGGGUUUUAGUAUAUUACUGGAACUUACAUUCAGAAAGAUAGAGGAAAUAAAAACUGAUAGUGUUAUUCUUAAAAAUAAUCUUUUUUUCCUUUCUUUAUGAAAAUUAAGAUACAAUCAAAAUAAUAAUAUGGCAAUAGGUUUCUAAUUUUUGCACAAAUUAAAUUAUAAACAGAGUCAUAGUCAUAGAAUAAUUAUAAUUAACGAGUUUAGAAUAAGUAAUUAUAAUACUACGUGGUCAUGUGAUAGAUAGAUAAAAUGUUGCAUUCAUCUAGCUACCAGUACAAAUUAAUUAUUCAUCACAAUAAUUAUAUUCUAGUAAACUUAUAUGUAUAUACAAAUGUGUUCAUACUGUAAAUACGUAGUAUACAACUCUAAUUUUAACUAAUACUAAUUAAUAACCUAAUAUUAAUUAAUAAUUAAUAUUUACAAUAGUUUUAUAUUUACAUUGAGUUAGUAAUAUGUAAUUGUAAUAAAUGUAAAUAACAAAU